UCCGGCCUCCCCCGUGCCCUUUCUAGGCCCCCUCCCCCCGGCGGGGGGUGGGGAGCAGAGAGGGCCCCGCCCCUCGCGCCCCCUCCUCAGGGCCAGCGCAGGAUGCCCCCGGCCCCUGGCAGCCCCCCGGGAGGUCCUGAGCUCGACGCGCCCCCUCUACGCCAUGUCCCCCCCUGGCUCGGCCGCGGGAGAGAGCGCCGGCGGCGGCGGCGGCGGCGGCGGCUCCGGGGUCCCGGAGGAGCCCAUGGCAGCGGCGGACGAGGGCCCCGCCCGAGAGGAGCAGCGUCCCAUCCAGCCCUCUUUCACCAAAUCUCUCUGCCGUGAGUCUCACUGGAAGUGCCUCCUGCUUUCCCUGCUCAUGUACGGCUGCCUGGGGGCAGUGGCCUGGUGCCACGUCACCACAGUGACGCGCCUCACCUUCAGCAGCGCCUACCAGGGCAAUAGCCUCAUGUACCACGACAGCCCCUGUUCCAAUGGCUACGUCUACAUCCCCCUGGCCUUCUUGCUAAUGCUCUACGCGGUCUACCUGGUGGAGUGCUGGCACUGCCAAGCCCGCCACGAGCUGCAGCACCGUGUGGAUGUGAGCAGCGUUCAGGAGCGCGUGGGCCGCAUGCAGCAGGCCACCCCCUGCAUCUGGUGGAAGGCCAUCAGUUAUCACUACGUCCGGCGAACUCGACAGGUCACCCGAUACCGCAAUGGAGAUGCCUAUACUACUACCCAGGUCUACCACGAGCGGGUCAACACACACGUGGCGGAGGCUGAGUUCGACUACGCUCGCUGUGGCGUCCGGGAUGUGUCCAAGACGCUGGUGGGGCUGGAGGGCGCGCCGGCCACGCGGCUGCGCUUCACCAAGUGCUUCAGCUUCGCCAGCGUGGAGGCUGAGAACGCGUACCUGUGCCAGCGCGCCCGCUUCUUCGCCGAGAACGAGGGCUUGGAUGACUACAUGGAGGCGCGAGAGGGCAUGCAUCUCAAGAACGUGGAUUUUCGCGAGUUCAUGGUGGCUUUCCCCGACCCGGCUCGGCCGCCCUGGUACGCCUGCUCGUCGGCCUUCUGGGCGGCAGCCUUGCUCACUCUGUCCUGGCCGCUGCGCGUGCUGGCCGAGUACCGCACGGCAUAUGCGCACUACCACGUGGAGAAGCUCUUCGGUCUGGAGGGACCGGGCUCGGCCAGCAGCGCUGGCGGCGGCCUGAGUCCCAGCGACGAGCUGCUGCCCCCGCUCACGCAUCGCCUACCGCGAGUCAACACGGUGGACAGUACCGAACUCGAGUGGCACAUCCGUUCUAAUCAGCAGCUGGUACCCAGCUACUCGGAGGUGUUGCUCAUGGACCUGGUCGAGCUGGGUUCACGCUGCGGCGGGCCAGGGGGUAGCUACGUGCCCAGGUGUCGAUACGGAGGGGUUGGUGGCCCGGGCGCGGCGGGCGUGACCCCGAACUGGCGGAGCUGCGAGCACUGUCAGCGAGCGGUCAGCAGCUCGUCCAUCUUCUCACGCAGCGCGCUGAGUAUCUGCGCCAGCCCGCGGGCUGCCCAGGGCCCCGGAGCGAGCGCGGGGUGCGGGGGCAGCCGCUUCUCGCUCAGUCGCCUCUACGGCUCCCGGCGCAGCUGCCUGUGGCGCAGCCGGAGCGGGAGUGUCAAUGAGGCGAGCUGCCCCACGGAGCAGACGCGUCUGUCGAGCCAGGCCAGUAUGCGGGACAACGAGGACGACGAGGACGAGGAGGAGGCCGGGCCACCGCCGCCCUACCACGACGCCCUCUGCUUUCCUGUCCUCAUCGUCCAUCGGCAGGAGGGGUGUCUGGGCCACAGCCACCGGUCACUGCAUCGCCAUGGCUCCUGCGUGGAGACCUCACUGUGACCUCCCGCCUUUGGAGGGAGCCUGCGCCGCAGUUCUCCUUCCUGCCUCUCCUUGUGUUGUGCUCCCUGUGUGUAGCAGGGGAAGGCAGGAUGGUGGCUAAGACCAGGCAGGGUAUGAGAGAAGGCAGGAGGUGAGGGGCACGCUCAGACAAGACCUCAGUGAUCUGAGACUGCUUCCCUGUACACAGACAGAGGCUGGGAGAUUGGCAGCUCUCUAAGAAUCCCAUCCACCUGGGCAGAGGUGGUUCUCUUCCAGUCCCCACCGAGUUCUUGCAGGGGGGUACACCCCCUUUUCCAUGCAUACUCGAGAUUUCCCUUUCAGGCUUUCAUCGAGUCUUGACUGUUAGUAUGUUGUGGGACCCGUUUCUGGCCGCCCAACCAAGGGAGUCAUCAUGGUGGGCACCAGGAAAGGCAAGGCACUUGGGGCAUUUUUUUUUUUUUUCCUCCCCGGCUCCUCGUGGAGACGGGCGGUGGUUUGGUGAAGAGCAGCAGAGUUGGCUUCCAACCAGCUACUGUGUUCCCGGGUCUGAGGGUGGGGCCAGAUGGCAGCCCAGUAUUCAUCUCCGUACCUUGAAAGAGUUCUGGCUUCUCUGGGGCGUGCCGGGAAAGCCACACUCAUCACUGUUGUUUGUUUCAUUGAGCCCCAGAGGUCCGGUCCUGGAGGGACUUUUUCAUCACACCAGUGACGUCACUCACCUUGGGGCUUACCGGCUCUGAAGAGCUGUUGUCAGGGUGCAGGGGAAGGGAAGGGAGGGCACAGCAGGCCCUUUCUGGAAAAGACUCAGCCUCCGGUCCAUCAGCUGCUUCCUCCCCUGGGUUCUUGGGUAGGUGCUUCCAUCAAGGAGGCCAUCCUGGAGGUCCUCAUUAAAGCCGGCCAGGGGUGAGUGAGCAAGUGGACAGAGCCUGAGACACACCUCGAUGUCGAGACCCCUCAGGAGCAGAGUUAGUAAUGGUUGGUAGACUGAGACUAGCCCUGAUGGUGUGGCAUCAGGCGGGCGGGCGUGCUGUCGCUUUUCCUCGGUGGCGGCGCAGACUCUUUUUUUUUGUUUGUUUUUGUUUUUUUUUGUUUUUCGAGACAGGGUUUCUCUGUGUAGCCUUGG
Mus pahari (shrew mouse) is the source of this 2948-nucleotide messenger RNA. RefSeq names its product transmembrane protein 151B (gene Tmem151b). NCBI's taxonomy places the organism in Eukaryota, Metazoa, Chordata, Mammalia, Rodentia, Muridae. The record is from RefSeq and is a predicted model, not a curated record. Bases 164 to 1849 code for a protein of 561 amino acids. The transcript has 3 exons.